UUUUCUUCUUCUCCCUGCACCGAACAAGAAGACCCAAGCCGACCCACACCUCCCCUUGGAAGAAACCGGCAAAGCUUGAUGAUUUUUGCCUUUCUUUUCUUGUUCAAGAACAAGAUUUGAGCCUUGAAAUCCCCCCCCCCUUCUACAGAAUUUUCAGAUCUGCUCUGUUCUUCCUCCUCACCAUCGGCUGCUCUUGCUUUGUGGGUGUGAUUUGCUCUGGUUUCUGUUUCCGUGAGUUUCCCUGCACUGCCGCCGGCUUCUUCUCCCCCUGCCAAGUCCGGUUCUGCAGCUGGAAAAUUCUGUUAUGUUAUUGAUGAUCCUGCUAGUGGGGUUAAACGCUAGCAUAUGUCGACAUGUUAUUGAUAGAACCGGUUCGUUCGAAUGACCCUACUAGUGGGGGUUAUACACCAGAAAAUAGUGUAGUUUGUCAGUGGAAGGUUUAUAACACUGGUCAUGACCUAUAGAGGAGACGUUUAUUUCGUUCCCGCACUGUAACUGUUUUUCGUGAUUAUACUUGUUGGCAUGCUAUAAGUUUAAUUAAGGGCACUCCAUAUUUUACUUACUGAGUUUAUCUUAUAGUUUUUCUUUGUCCACCAUUUCAAGAAGCGAAACCGAGGACGGAAAAACCACGGGAAGUGACGAGUUAGAAGGCUAGUCAUUUCGAGAUUGACAUAAAUUUUAGAAAUAAAUCAUGCUUUUGUAAGAUAGAUUUUACCUUGAAUUUAUGAGAUCAAAACAAAUUUCGAUCAUUAGAUCAAUUACUUGGAUUUAAGUCAUUUUGGAUAUAGAAAUAAAUUGAGAUAUUUAAU
Messenger RNA from Rubroshorea leprosula, 809 nucleotides. The record is from the annotation of a GenBank genome assembly. Lineage: Eukaryota; Viridiplantae; Streptophyta; Magnoliopsida; Malvales; Dipterocarpaceae.